Molecule: messenger RNA, 35845 nt
Organism: Xyrichtys novacula (pearly razorfish)
Lineage: Eukaryota; Metazoa; Chordata; Actinopteri; Labriformes; Labridae
Source: the annotation of a GenBank genome assembly
AUGAGUGGACAGGGCUGUCAGCUCCUGGUGUCCCCAUCAUUGAACAUGAUCAGAGGACACCAGCCCCAGUCCAUCAGGAUGCCCAUGACUUCCCCGCAACAGGCCAGUCUCAGUCCCUCCUCCUGCAUGGAAGUGAAAAAGGGGGCUAUAAACCCUCAUAUCUCUGGAAAACAAAGUGGAAGCCAUGUUUUCCUGCCUGCGCUGAGCCUACGCAGACAGGUGCUAACCAAUGGGAAACAAACGAACGUACAGACUGCAUCUCCAAACCAUCAAGUGCUUGCUUAUCGUCCUCCAACCACAACAGCUACCACUACUGCAAAUACAGGACUCUGCUCCUCGAGAAACAGCUCUAGAGGUAAAAUUUAAGGGCUUCAAAUGUAUAAUUAGCCCAGGAUUUGGGAGCAAAACUCAAUAAACAGACAACAAACAAAAAGAACCAAACCUUAAUAACGCAAACUUGGUAAAUCUAAGUGUUAUAGCAGAGUCAGAGUCAAGGUAAAGAGGCAAUAAAUGGAAAUGCAAACAGUGAUAAUUAGAUCAUAUUAAAAAUGACAAUGAUAGGAAUUAUCACUUAGAAUAGUUUAAUUUAUUUUGCAGAGUAUAAUAAGAUGCUGUAGUUCACAGCAUUUAAGAAUAAUACGUACAUUAUUUAAGCACAUUAUCUAUAAAAUAAGUUAGAGACCAAUCCAGUAGACCAAUAUCUCAACAGAUACACAGUUUAGUUUUUACAACCUUUGCUGUCAUAUGUUAGACUCUUCGUCUUAUUUAUCUCAAAUUAACCGAGCAUAAAACUUUUCUACAGAGAAAGAGAGGGAGGAGGCGAAAGGCUCAUUAGUGAUUAACAGAGCAGAAAGAGUGUCGGCCUGCUCAGGUUGGAGAGUGAAAGUCCACAUUGAGCCGUGUAAACUUUUCUUUAAGUAGGCUGAAUAUUUAGUUAGUGCAUUUUAGUUUCAUUGGGGCCUUUAAAAAAAUAGAUAUGACUGAGUGAUAUAAAGAUGCAUUUGAAUAGCACUGAAAGCCACCCCUGUGUAAUGAGGAGAAACAGGAACAAUGUCUUUCAAUAACAAGACAUUGAGAAACUCCUAUGUUUGUAAUUAUGGCUCAUCAGAGUAAAAAGGUACAUUUUAGUCCUCUGGUUCUCUGUAUAUGACAGAUAUUAUUCAAAUGAAAUCUUGUAAAACCACAUUCUGUGUCUGACAAACAUCCACACACCAGCACACAGUCUUAUAGUCCUCUCUGUGACCAGAAGGGGUUUUAUUUGGUUCUCAGAUGCGUUACAUUUGAGUGGUCUAAAGCCAGAACAGUACGUAACAGCAGUUCAGGUGCCCAGAAAUAGACUCUCAAAGGUUACAGGUCUUCAUCCUGUUAUUUCAGCUUUCCCCUAAUAUCGGGUGACAAUAUCCCUUCCAGAUAUUGGUGAUCAAAAUAAAGAUGUAGAUGUAAUGGGAGUAAAUAAAGAGCCUAGAUAUGGAUUCUUCAUCUAGUUCAGGGAUAUUUAACCACUUAUCAAAUAUACAAGUAGGUUGUUGUCUGAUUUGUUCUCUCUUUUUUUGCUUGUUUCUCACAGGUUGCUCUUUGUCUCGCCCAACUAUGGAGGUAUUCGGUCAGCCAGCUGCUGCUAACCUGACUGUAACCAGCAGUCCCAUGACUGUAGCCCCAGUGCAGCGGUAUACUGCAGGGCCUGCUGCGCCACACCCUCCAUCACAUCCACAUGGUGUGCAGGUCCCCCACACUGAAGCCAGGUAGGACCAGCGUGUGAUGAUUUGCUCACUUUAUCUUUAAAGCGAUACUAAAGCAGAUAAUAACACUGUGUUUCAGGUCAUUGCUGUCCAGAGAGUCUCUGGCAUCCACCACCCUCAGUCUGUUUGAAACACAGUCAGUGUUUAGUGGCAGACAUGACUGGCCGUAUGGCUACCGUGUGCUCCCUCCAGUAAGUCUAGCGCCAGCCAGCGAGGGAGGAGAGCAGAUCAGCCUCUCUCCUGGUACAGCCAUGUCAGGCACCACCACCUCAGGGGGCACCAGCACUUCCGCCUCCCUGCCCUCAUACCUCUUUACAUGCGAUGCUGGAAGCCCCAGACAGUCCCGAGCUAAGAAGAGAGCUCUCUCCAUGUCGCCAUUGUCAGAUGUCAUGGGUAUUGAUUUCAACUCCAUCAUACGCACCUCUCCUACCUCCCUUGUGGCGUACAUCAAUGGCUCCCAGAGCUCUCCUGCCUCUCACCGUGCUCUCUCACCUGUCCAGUCUGAAGGUUAUGGCCACUUUCUGGGUGUGAAAGGCAGCUUCAUUCCCCAGACUCAUCCCUACAGUAUGCCAAGCUCAUCACAGGCUGUGGCCCCACAUGGAGGAGGUGGUCGUAUACAGAUGCUUGAAGAGGGAGGUGGUCUGGAAAGCCAGAUGGCAAACAUGGUGGUAGAGCAGCAGUGCCUCCCAGAGGAAGGGGGGGCAUUGGAGAACACUUUACAAAGCUGCAGCCAAACCACCAACAACCUGCUGCCGUCUCUGGAGCUACAGCCAGCCAUGCUGACAACUAUCCAAGAAGCUGCAACUCCUCAGGGGCCUCCACCACCCUACCACUCGCACCAGCACGUCCAUCUCACUAGACGUCACUGCAAAUUGAAGCCACCUUCUCAGGAUCCUCUCACGCAUGCUCCUAUUGUCCCUUCCAGGCAUGGGGUUAGCUUUUUACCCCAGGUCCCAAUGCUGGAGGAGGAAGAAGGAGAGCUGGACGACUAUGGAGCACACUGCUGCAGAUGGCUGAACUGCAGUGCAGUGUAUGAGCAAAAGGAGGAGCUGGUAAGGCACAUAGAGAAACUACAUGUGGACCAGAGGAAGGCUGAGGACUUCACAUGCUACUGGAUGGGCUGUCCACGUAACUUUAAGCCGUUUAAUGCCCGGUACAAGCUUCUUAUCCACAUGAGGGUCCAUUCAGGAGAGAAACCCAACAAGUGCACGGUACUCUAUGGUCAACACAGUCUUGUCUUUUCUCUUGAUACAAAAAGCUUUACUUUGUAUUCAUGCUGUUUAUAACAGGAAAUUGUCCUCUUCUAAUAAUACACUUUAACCUAUAUGUAAGGAUGCUGAAUUGAUGUAGUCAAAGCAGAAAAAUGAUGAAUGUCCAGGUCCCACUGAGAUCAAUUCUCAGUCUUGCAUUCAAAGCCACAAUAUUAGAAAGCUUCAAGCCUCAAGCUGCAGGAAAAAAGAAAAAACCUUUUCAGGACAAAUACCUUCAUGUUCUCAGUGUUUACCGCCAAGGUUUGUAUAAAAAAUAUAGCCUCUCUCUUUUCUUACCAUUAGCUGUGGGGUAAUUAGCAAAGCUCUUUGAUAAUUGACAUGGGAGUUAACUCAAUUAUGUAGUUAUUAAACGAGCACAAAGGAUGCCUAGCACUUCAGAUCUGGCCCGGUACCAUGCUUUCUAGUCGCUACACAGCCUGUCAGCAGGAUGGGGUUUUGCCAGGCCACUGUCUGACAAACUUGGCUGUCGUUCUGGGAAGGUGAUGCCCCAUAGUCUGGCUCUACAGGUCUGCAUCUGUGGCCAAAUAGAUGGCGUCUGUCCACAGGCCUGAUUAUUGAUGAGCUAAUGGUUUUGUUUGUCUAAGAUUGAUGAUGUGCAGUAAUUCAUACAGAUUUGUUGCAUUCAAAGAUCUCUGUCAAGUUUGGUUGUUGCAGGAGUCUGGAAUAAGACAAGGCGACAAAGAUUUAUUUAAUAAGUCUUUGUCUUGGUACUGUGAAAGGCUUUCCUAAAUUUGAAGACACUUUACCAUAUAGUUGGUUAAAUAUUUCACCCAAAGCUUGAAAAUUCAACUGGCUGAUGGCCCUGGGGAAAAUCAUCAGAGAGUCAUGCUGCUCAAAAGGCUUCAUUUCGUGCAGACAGCACACUAGAGUACAAACUUUAAAGGCAAUCAAUGUAACAGUGGUUUAGACAUAUUGAGUGAGGACCAACUUAUAGACUGACUGGCAUUUCUGUCAGUUGAGCCAUUAGCAGGGCUCAAAAUUAUGUAUGGAUUGUACACAACUCUUAACUCCCUGCUUUGUCACUCCCACAGUGAAAAUACUUGAGACUUGGAUGAGAAAUUGACAAACCACAGGCCAAAUAUGCCUCACGUCGCUGCUUUCAACAAGUCAAUUAUUAACUGUAUGCAUACCUGCAGUCGACCUUUUGUACUAAAAUACUCACUUAUUAGUCGAAGCCAGCUCUGUUGCCAUGGGGCUGAAAAUGUCUGAUGGGUUUGUGUUUCAUGUAAUCUUUGCAUAACAUAGAAAGGGUUACAAAAGCAUAGCCAAAAACAUAGUGAGUUCAAAGUGGUACAUGUGUUUUUAGUACAGUAGCCUCUUAAACAUUCAGGCUGAUUUUUAUCACAUGGGGAAAAAAGGUGAGAUUUUGGAUUUUCCUGAGGGUCCACUUUGGAUGUUUUGCCAGGAAUCAGAAGCUUUUCUUAGUCAAAUAAACAUUUUCAAAGACCUCAUAAGAGGUUGAUAACUCCUCCUUCCUCUGAGACUUUGAAAUAAUGCAGGAAUAAAAAUAACGCAAGUUUAAAUAUCACAGAGGGAUUAUGCGAGCUGAAAGUACCAAAAUAAAGGGGAGAUUUCAUUUAUCCAGAGCCAGUCUUUUACUUUUAUCCUUGAUACAGACCACGCUCAAAAGUGUUGGGUCCACGCUUUCCUACCAAAUGAUUGGCAAGUGAACAAACUGAUACGUGUUAAAUGAAGUGUGAGCCGGCAGUUGAACAAUGCAGUAGCUCGUGUUACGGCGUGAACAUAAAGGACAGGCCUGGGCUUGUUCCUGUCAUUUCAAAAUCUGUUUAAUGACAAUUUAACUGUUUGCUAGCAUAUCCUUGACCCUUGAGUGUAUUUGCCCCUGUCACUGUGAUUUAAGCAUAUGAGGUUUUAAAAGCACGUGUUCGAAACCCAAACUAGUUAGACAUUGAUUGCUUUUUGCAACUGUUAGCCUGUAUAUGCGAGCUCUAUUUUCCACACAACACUGAGAAAGUUUAAAUUCAGUCGAAUCAACUUUAGACUUAACAUGUUUUUCUCAUUUAAAUGACAUAUUGAUACCUUAAAUACACCUACAGCUAUUUUACUAUUAUUUCUACAUAUUGUAGCGGUUUACAGUGUCAGAUAUCUGAACAUUGCUUUAAAGCUGAAGGUGCCAGACGUAUAAUUUGCUGGUUAAAUCUUUCAUCCACUGGAAGACGGAUCUGUUUAGUUUUGUUUUCCAGACAUUUCUCAUGAAGCACACUCGCAGGAAUGUAGAAGUCAGUGUAUACAGGGACUAAAAAGCUAAAAAUAUUUGGGUAGAGGAAGCAGGUGAAAGAAAAAGAGCUAAGAGGGUAGAAAUAUCGCUAGUAGAGUCCAGAGUGGGCUGACCUCGGAGAAGGACUGGGCCCAGCACAGAUGCUGCUGGCACAGACCGCAGCUGUCAUUGUUCAGCCAGGGCAUGAGUACCUGCCAGGACCUGUCAGGAACUGGCUGUAACACUGAUCUACACUGAGGAGCCGUGCUGCUUUCUUUUCACAGACCAAACGUCCCUCGCGACAGAGUAAAAAGCCCUUGGUGCUUUAUGAGAGCUUCAUGAGACAGACAGAGAGAGAGUUACACAGUAACACAGCCCUGGCUGGUUCUCCAGUCUUGGCAACAGCUUUAUACCGCUUCUCGCUUGUCUGUUCACUUUGGUUCUUAGGGACUAUUUAUCUCUGUCUGGCCUGUUUUUCUUGUGGUAAUCCAACUCAAAAGUCUGCUGUUAAUUCCUUUUAAACUAUAUUUAGGUUUAGAAGCAUUUACUGUAGUCGAGCAGAAUCAGAAUGAGUGCCCCACUGAAGCUUAAUCCUCUUCUUUUGUGACUUUAUUGGUUUUCAAAUGAGUUGUUUUGCCAUACUCAGUGCUGCUCAUAUUUGGCCUUGUUCUGUCAUGAAAAAACUACCAGAAAACAAUUGUGAAAACAUUUGAACAACAGCUUUGCUUCAAAAAACACGGAGCUGACAGUAAUGUGAAAAUACAUAUUUUCACUGGCUAAUUUUAAUUUUGGAAAAUAAUUGAUUCCAGGUGAAAGUUGGUGAACAACAGAGAAAAGUAUUUCCAUCUAGAAUGGCAGAGGAAUGUUAUAAGUGAACUAUUAAUGGAGAGGGGGGGGAAAACACAUUUUAAAUUUGGCUUUCUUAGUGAUUACGGAGCGGUAUCGGUAUGUGAGGAAUCUAGUCAUGGAGGAAAAAAGUAACAUAAAUGGACAUGUCGGGAGUGUUUUUCUCCAUCAGGCUGAGUAAGGACAUUCCAAACCCCCUGCAAACAGGAAGUGAAAGAGGGAUUUACAGACACUUCAGAAGAAAAGCGUCACAUAUUUGAGGAAUGAAGUCACUGUGGUUGCAUGACACCGCAAAAAGAGCUGCUGCUGGCUUCUAUUACUGUUUUAGCAUCAUUAUUUAGUAAAAGUCUCUAGUUGUGAUGCUUUUAAACAUGGAAAAUAGUUUAUCUUAUUUAUGAGCUUUGCAGAAAAUUUUUUAAAUCCCUGCUUUAACAGAGUUUCAUUUGUUUUGUGAUUUUAGUUCCCAACUGCUGUCAAGUUUAGGCAAAAUUAUGGGUUGAAAACACAAAUGACAAUGCAGUGAUGUGUAUCCAAAUACUGACCCCUGCUGGUGACAGACACAAAAAGAUGCAUAGUUGUGUUAAGAAAUGUAUUUGAAACGGCAACAAAAUCGUAUUGCUUUUAGAUUAAGAUUAAGAAUAAGAAGAACUUUAUUAAUCUACUAAGUUAUCUACUAUUUACACAAGAGUUAUAAAGUCUGAUGGCUGGUUUUAAACUGAGAUAAAAAGAGAAGGGUUCAGUGUUUGAGGCAAAACUGUUCCUUACAAGUGCACACAUUACAAUACUCAAAGAAAUAAGAGGACAGGUAGACAGUGUCACAUCUAUUUUAAUGUGAUUUCGAUUAUUUAAAAAUACUGCUUAUCUGUGGCUACCUGUUUGCGUGAACUACAAUAUCAACUCUGUUUUUUUUUUACAUGGUUUCAGUUUGAGGGCUGCAAGAAGGCUUUCUCUCGACUUGAAAACUUAAAGAUUCACCUGCGCAGCCACACAGGGGAGAAGCCCUACCUGUGUCAGCAUCCAGGAUGUCACAAGGCCUUCAGCAACUCAAGUGACAGAGCCAAACACCAGAGAACACACCUGGAAACAGUGAGUGGCAGCUUUGCACAGCCAACAUGUAUUUAUGCGCGGUGUGUGAAAGUAUGAUUGGAACUGUCUCUGCUUUUUGUGCGUUUGCUUGCACAGAAGCCGUACACUUGUCAGGUGCCUGGCUGUGCAAAAAGAUACACGGAUCCCAGCUCUUUGAGGAAACACGUGAAAUCUCACUCGACUAAAGAACGUCAGUCACGGAAGAAGGUACAUGGAGGGCAUCUGCAGCCCACUUUACAAUUUGACUAUUUAUUCAAAACAAAAGUGCAAUUGUCAGUGGAGUAUGUUUAACUUUAGAAUAUAUUGGAUUUUCAAUAUACACAUGUGUGAUUGAGGCUUUGCAGUUAUAGACACUUUUCCAACUCGACCAAAUUUUCAAAAGUACAACAAAAUAACUACAAUUCUCAAGUAUCAUUUAAUUUAUUAAACUUGUCAAUAUUGUAUGAGUUUACUGAGUACAUAUGCCAUUCUCCUGGGUUCUGCAAUGCAGGAAAAACUAACACAUUGGCUCUCAGGUAUUUACAUACAAGUAUUCAGAUAUAAAUAUCCAACUUGUCAGACAGCUAGAUAAAAUAACAUACUUACACUGUUUGUCAUUUUUGUGCUGUUUUAACCUCUAUAAUUGUAUAUUUAAGACUACUGCCUGUCAAAUCUUUACACUGUGACACUGCGGUGUUUUUGCAGGUGUGUGUGUGUGACAGAAAUAAUCUGCAGAUUUUACUGAGGAUGAUGUCGCCAUAGAUACAAAGAAUGUGGGUAGUCACUAAAAAAGUUGCAUUUUACAAAGUCUACCGCAUGAAAAACUUCUUUCAUCUCACUCAGAUGAAUGUAAUUUGAUUUCCAGAAGCAGCCCGUGAUAUUUUUACUUCUUAUCAAGACCUCUGCAGCUUGUAUACUUUAUAACUACCACCUACACAUGCAUCCAGGAGCUGGUUCUUGUCAAACUCUGCAUAUAAUAUUAUUUAUAACUGCAUUUAUUGUAGUUAUUAUAUUAAAUAUACUUAAUUAGUAAUCCAUCCAUCUCUGUGAGAUUCCUGUGAGUGAUACAAAUGACAUACACCUGCACAAAGGAUUGAGUGAACAAAUUGAUGUGCUUAACAAAAUUAAAAAGACAAGAGCUGGCACAUACACAUGUGUUGCAGGUAAUUACACAAUCUGUUAGUCUGGAACAGCUGGCAUUUUUAAAUAGAAAAACAAAUUUGAUAUUAAAGGGGUAUUGCUGCAGCUGGUAAUAAUGAACAAAGAAGCAGCUUACAGGGCAUUUCCUGUCCCCAGAAUUUAAUAAAAGUCGGCAAAGACAUCAUAUCUGAGGCAUGGUACAUACGGUAAAAAUGUGAACUUUGUUUUUUUUACCUCAGCUAAUCAAAAAUGGGCUUAUAUAUCUCAUGUGAGCUCUACUAAUGGAGCUAUUUUUGUGUCUAAAUACAAUGCAAAGCAUGUGAUAUCCUGAUAUUCUCAUCACUUUAUGAUAAAUAUAAUUUAAAAAAACAAAGAAACAUGUAAAUUACACAAAAAAAAUCAAAAAGACACAAGACGUUUCCCCAUUAUUCACCACUGUUUGUGUUUCUACUUCAUUUCUUUAGAUAAAACCCACUGCUGGUAUGACCCAGGACACACUGACAGACUGUUUAACCAUCCACCCGCUACAGACAAGUCUUUCUCCUCUGGCACGGAUAGACAACAACUUGAACUCUUCCCCUGGUGCUUCCCACGAGUCUUUCUCUGGUAUGUUGAAGCCCUGGCUCCCUGUUUUAAAAAACUGAUAGAUUUCAAUAUCUUGCACAGUAACACGUGUACUCAAAAAGCCCUGGACAGCCCUGAAGUGUCUGUCAUCUUUGUUCCUCAGCUGCUCCACAGGGACCAGACAGCUUCAGUAAUCCUCACUUGGCCCUGCUGUGCUCCUUUCAAGAUAAUUACAGGUACUGAGAGUCUUCAUUUUGGUAUUAUAUCCAGCCACUCACCAGCUAACAUUACAGUUAGCUAUACAAUGGCAGAUUACUCAUUAUACUGUUAAGUAGUAUCACACAACAGGAAAGCCAUAUAUUCUAGUGUUACAGCUUGGGUGUUACUGGCAGGAGGUCUUAAAUUAUGGCCAGAUUUUCCUCCGGAUUUUUAUAUUCCAUUACAUUUAUCAAUCGCUUAGUCAGAAACUGAAGAUUGUAUAACAUUUGUUGGACACAUUUAUAAGACUAACAGUGUGAUUGAGAUUUCCACCUUGAAGAUAUUGUCAGUAAAAUGAACGCAAUGUGAAUUUGCCAAUAACAGUCAAUAGUUGGAGUGGCUAGCUUAAUUGUUGAUGUCUUUCACUCUGUGUUCCCAUUUGGACAUUUCAAACCUCAACAAAGACCCUUUUAAAUUCUUGUAAAUCUUUUUUCUGAGACUUAAACAUCGGUUGCCAUGGAUUCUGGUCUAUAAGCUCAUAAUUAGACUAAUCAUUUUAAAUGAAAGCGCUACUUUUUACCAGAAAGAGUCCAGAGGGUUGUUUUUGUUUUAUUUAUUGUUUGGCUCAUGUGGGUGGGUGUUGUUGGUAGCAUGAGGCUUUACAGGUUGGAGAUAGACGGGAACACAUUUCUUCGGUCAACCCAUAGAAAACUGUCCCUUCAUCUAUACACUUCAAAGCCAGUGAUGGAGUAUUUCUGUCUUUCUGAGCAGCCAGAUGCUCACGGCUCCUCACUGGCUUUGAUUGUUCUCAUAUCAGCGGUAGGCCAAAGCUUUCACUGCGGGACUCUGGGUAGACAAUUGGCCUGUGAAAGCAGACCUUGCCUUGCCUCAUUGGUCUAGACCACUGAUAUAAAUGGAUACUAUAGCCACCGACAAGAGCAGCUGAGGAAUUCAAUAAGUGAAUCAUAAAAUCUAAAAAAUACCAUUUAAAGUUCAGUGGGAGAAGAGAGACGCUGUAAUUACUUUUUUUUAGAUGUUAAAUCGAUUGUGAAAUCCGUGUUGCCAUUUUCUCGACACUUUGGUGGGAUUCCUUUGGGUUCCAGUUCAUUUGAAGCAAACUCUGGCUCCUUUUAUAGUCCUUACAAACGUGUUUCUUGGCCAAACUUAACAGCAGGGGUGUCAGCGGCCACGAUUGCUGAGACAAUGUUUGAAUAUAAAACUUAACCCUUUUUAUUUUACAGUGUGAAAAUGAAUAACGACAUUUUAAAUGUCGUAAUGAUGAAAAAGUUAAACUCCCUGUAUGGUGUGUUGCUAUACUCACAAGACUGAGAAAACAAUAUUCAUAUAAUCAGAAGAAGUUCAUACUUUAUCUGUUCACCCUAAAGAGAUGAAGCUGUCUUCAUUUAUUGUCUGUAUUAUAAUAAAACAGUAAAUAAGUCUAUCAUUAAGUGCCCCUGGAGUGCCACUGCUGUUACUUAUAUCAACUGUUUGGCAAGAUAAAAUAACAGCUUCGUGAUGUUUUUGAUGACUGAAAGUCUUGAGAGUUUAGUGUUGUGCAAAAAAAAAAAAAACAUUUUAUUGCAAACAGAUAUGUCAAAUCUCUUUUGAAGUAAAAUUUACAGUGCCACUUAAGUUUUAUCUUGCGCAAACAAGUUAUUAUUUUCGACAAACAAGAUAAGUUAAUUUUAUGUGUGCACAAGUUCACAACUUUGGUUGAGCAGGGGUAAUGAUUCUACCUGCCACCAAUUGCCAUUAUUUAUAGUUUAUUGCCAUUAUUUGCUAUAUAUAUAUAUAUAUAUAUUAAUCUCAUGAGCACUGUUUAUGAUGUAUUUGUAUGUGUCACACUUUUUGUGAUCAAUACUGCUGACCUCUGCUGGGCAGAGUUAAGGAGUGCGCCCCAUGUUGAGUUGAUUUGUUAUCGCCCCUUCCGAAAUACAUUAAAUUAAAAGCUCAAUUUCCUCAGUCAAAGUGCUUUUUAUUGAUUGUUUAUUCAUGAAGUAUGUUUGAAAGAACCUCAGAGUUUCAUAUUUUACACUUUUGUGAUGAUAUGGAUUUGAUGUAGAAAAUUUUGGAGCUCAUUUUUGAUUGUUGGUUCUCAAUGUAUCUACUCUCCAUGUACUAAAAUAUUCUUAAUCCCACAAGCAAAAGGUUUAAUUCAGUCUGAAAUAUUUCAGGUGUGUUGAUCCUUCCCCUCACCAGCUUUUCUCCAGGGACCAGUGUGGGCCUUGCUCCUCCACCUGCCUGCCCCACCCUCCCAUUGGGACUUCCCUGAACAACUGCAGUCUAAAGCACCCCAGGCAGCCUCCUGAUCUGGCAGAUCACAAUCAAGGUGCUCACAGAGUUCUCAUCAGAGCAUUCUUCAUUGUUUUUAAGUGUAUGACAGUUUUAUGGUCUGCAAACCAGGAGUCAACGAAAGCAAACGUUUUUGAGGUUUGACAACCUGUUUAAACAGAUUUUCACACAUGCAUGUUAAUCAAGCAGCACAGUAAAUAUGUCAGUAGUGUGAGGUAGGUGGCUUGUGAUUUUCUGGUUAAGUUGAAUCACAAAGCUCUACUCUAUGUACUUAUAAAUAGCUGUCACCUCUUUUACCCUCAGAGUUGACAGCCACAGUGGUGUUGACAAAGUGUUUGAAGACGCACUAUUUCGCUUAAACUGCAGAGGUAAAGACAAGGUUUAAAUAGGCUGUAAUGCACAAUUAAUGUGUCUUUUCACUGGGCUGUUGAAUCUAAGGAGAAAAGGUAUGGACUCUAAUUGAAUUUAUUGACAACAAAGAUAAAAGAGUGAAUUUCUCUCAUUUAUCCCGCAGAGCUUUCAGAGCAGACGGAGAUGCUAUAUUCUGCUCCGCAAUAUGGUGGGAUCACAGCACACACAAGCUCAAGUCACCUGAUGCAAGAUGAUGCCUUUGGUGACAGACUUGCUCCAGCAGUCAAUAAUCCCAAUGGGGUAGCUGCUUUACCAGCAGCUCUCUCUAGUAAUACAGGUAAUGAAAAUGUGCCUUGACCACAAUUGCUCGAGGAUGAGCAUUUUAUUGCCAUUGGAUUUCACAACCUCUCACCGUGCAUGCAAGCAACAGUAUAUUUCUCUGCAUGUUUAUGUGUCUCUAUGCAUGUGUGUGUUUGUUUGUGUGUGUGAGUGCAGCUACAGGAUUUGAUGUCCAAAGCCGAGCAGAGGGUGAGGCUCCUGAUGAAGAGGUGCAUGGAGGGGAUUUUUUCAGAGUGGCAGACCAGAGCAUAAGCCAGGUCUCCUGCAUCUAUACUGAGGGAUGAUUGUGUUCCUUUGUUCUGCUUAAGGUUAGAAUUAAAUGAUGAACUGGAAGAAUACUGAAGCAAGCAGGUUGUUUCAUGCCACCAUGUCAAAAAUCUUAAAUUAAAAAAAAAACUCUUAAAAAAAGUAUUUCCGCUAAACUUUGAUCAAGAGACUCGACAGUCCUUGAUUUUGUGUCUGUAGUCUUGGAAGUUUAAAGAUCUUUGAAGACAAGAAAAUGACUGGUGAGAGUAAUAAGCAAAAUCUGGUGUUUUCAAUUUAACAGGACAAGAGUACAAGAGCUCAGAAAAAGUUUACAGAGCUCAAAAGACAAGAAAGCCUGGGGCCUUCGACUGAGAAAUCCUCUAAACUGCAAAAAAAAGGCAUACAAAGUUAACACUUAACAGUAACAGUGUUUUAACACUCGUGACAGACAAAGGAAAUGUAAACUGACUUUGAAAGUGAUGAAGCAGAAACAAACUGUGGUGAUUUAUGCCGGCCUGUUAGUGUGUUUCUCCUCAUAGUUAGCAUAAAUGUUCAAACAGGAGUAAUAACAGCUGCUGACUGUGAUCAGAUUUUAGAGGGCUCUGGAGUCAAACGUGCCAUACAUGCAUGUCCAACUGUAAAGUCUGGGGAUCUUGCUUUAGUUGAAGAAAUAUUUCAGUACUAAGUAAGAUGAUGUGCUGUGAGUUUGGUGAUUUCAACAGUGUGAGAAGAUCCCCAAAGCUUGGAUUAUCUUUUUCUGCUAUUCUUACCUCUGAGCUAUGUGAAUAUCUGAGCAUAGUAUGGUAAAAUAUCCAGACAGUUAGGAUGCCCGCAAACCCGCAAGUCUCCCUAACACUGCAAGUGUCAGGGACUUGAUUGGUCAGACAUGUUCAACACUAUAAAUCCCACCCACAACAUCCUGGAUAUCACAGAAAAUACCAUCUUGGGAACAGGGACAAAUUUAAGUAGUAGUUCUUAGGUAAAUUUCAUGUGAUGGACACAUAGCUGUUUGGUUAUGAUAUCACUUGGGGAAUCAACCUAUUUGUAGUAAGUAUCUGUGUUGUUUCUGCACCUCUCUUCAACUCAAUUCCUGUGUGUUUUUUCUGGCUCAAUACUCUUUUGCCUUUAUAAUCAAUGUAAAGGGAUGACUGAGCCUAAAGGAUUGUGUUGUUUACUUUCUCAGUUUUCCCACCACUUGUCAAUAUCAUGUAGUUUAGUACUUAAAGUAGUUUCUUGUGACGUUUUGCACAAUACCCAACACUGCAAUCAAAGUGGAGUAUGCAAGGGAUCAUUUAUUAAGGUUUUUCUUAGAACCAGGGCUUUGUAACUAUAGUAACAAGACAGCCUUACCAUUUCAAUGUAAUGUUCAUGGCCAUAACCUGUGGUUUGAAUGUAAUGUGAUAUUGAGACUCCUGUUCCCUGAUCGUAAGGUGGAUUUGUGGUGAUGAUUAUGCCAGUGAUUUCACAUGAUUUGGUUUGUUUAGUACAAAUUACUUACACUUCAUGUUGCACCUAACCAUUCCAUAACAUCAGGGUAUACAAUGUACAGUUUUUCCUCUCAGUUUCCCUACAGAUUUUCAUUGUAGUGUAUGUUGAUAAAGCACGACAAUUUACUUGUAGAGACUUACAGUGGUUAUUGUCAUUACCAUUAUUUUUGAUAUUGCUGUCUAUUUUGCAGUUUCGGCUGCAACGAUGAAACAAAGAUAUGUCAAAAAAUAGACUAGUUAUUCACCUUUAAAAAGUGGUGAUAGCAGAGUAAAAACAUAUUGGUUGAAAAAUGCAAAAACAGUGCCUGAAUUUUUAAUUUUUUUGUAUAUUUUGAUGUAUCAAAAGAAAAAAGUUGUAAAAAGUGCCUGUCUAUCAUUGAAUGAGGUUGUUCUUUGUUCUUUUUCAUUAAAGAAACUCCAUUAAAGAAAUUAAUGGUGGCUGAAUUUUAGCUCACACAAGGAUCAUUUCAAAGGUUUCAGCACAUUUAAAGAAGACAUCCACAGUCCAUGACAUUCAACAGAUGUCAAUUACACAAACUAAACUCCAAAUUUCAAACUGGAGUCAAGAAAAGUUUAUUUAAGCCUUCCAGACUGACUAUUGUGCCUCAUCUAAAGAGACUGGCCAGUGCCAAACAGCUAUCUUUGACACUCUGACAAAUGCUUUCAAAAAUAGUGGAUUGCUAUUAUAUGUGUGUUGACGUCCAGCAACGUUGUACUGUGUAAAAAUAAACCCGUUUAAUUAAUUCAGUCAGUUUCUGAAGUCAUUAUCCCUUUUAAUUUUAAGUAAAGUGAGACAAACUCGAAAUGCACAACAGAUCAAGCCGUGUCUAAGCAAUAUAAAUAACACACUGAAAUUCUGAGGGCAUGAGCUAAUGUUCAGCAAACCACAUAAAUAAUUAGCAGCUGUUGUCUACCUGACUUGUAUGUAAAAGCGAACAGCAUCAGUCUUCACAGCAGUCUAUUUUUCUUGUUUGAUACUGAAAGGACAAACUGUAUUACUUGAAAAUAAUUCUUUUAGCAAAAGAGUGCCAUGCUUCAGAUGGGGGUUUCAGUAGUUGCUUAGCAACAACAGCUUUUCCAAAAAGCAUCUGUUUAGUUCAGCUAACCAAAAAAGUGCUGUGCAGUGGACACAGGUGGUUGGUUAAGCUUUGUGUACAGUAGGAAGUCUUUUAACAACGCUGGCUUUGUUUGUUCACUCCUGCUAAUUGGAAAUUUUGUUUUUGUUGUUGUUUUAAGCUCUUCUUUGUGCUGUUUGUAACUUUUGAAAAUUGUAACUCUUGGUUUCUUUGCUAUAAUAACCUAAAAAUAGCUUCUGUUUUAUUUUAACAAAUAGAUAACUCUAACAACUUGCAAAAAAUGGUAAGCAACACUAUUUUAACUAUUUUUGUACAUUGGAAAGAAAGGCAAAGUAGGUUUGUUCCAAAUGGUGGAAAAUGUUGGUCAAAAAUCAAGCAGCAACUUUCUCUGUGAAUCUAAACACGCGGCCAAGUGACUUACCGGGUAACACUUUCCAAUUUUAAAGAGGGUACUUUUGGAAAGUAGCAGAAGAUGCAACAUGUUGGUUAGUAACCCCACAAACCAGCAGAAAGUCAUUCACCCUUGGCCUUUCCUGCCAUCUGGCAUAUUUAACAUGAUGCACUGCCUGUGCACACUUAUUCCAAAUUCACACUAACACUAUGAUGCAUAAGAGGUCAGUGAAAGGCAAAUAUUCAGUCUGGAUUUGUUUGUAAGUAUCAUCUGUGCCCAACUGUCCCUUCAUAUGAUACUUCAAAGCUUGGACUACAUGAGAAAAAACAGAAAUGUUAGGCCAGUUUGUACUUGAGCAGAAUGGUUAGUAAUUCUCUCACACCUUUUAAAUAAAAUCAAAGAGCUGAAACAUCCUUCGUGACACUCGUUAUAAUAUGACCAUGUCUUUAUCACUGUGAAUGGAUCAAGGACUUUUUCUGUGUUUGUAUUUAACUGACACUGAUUACACACUAGACUUUCAUCAAAAUAGAGAGAGACAAAAGAAAGGGCAACACUCAGAUGGUGCCAUAAAUAUACCUGUCAUCCUCUGUGUAAGUUUAACGCCUUUCAUUAAAGCAGAGUAUGUCUUCACCUGAGGAAGAUUUACAAACUUUGCUGUUAAUCCUCAUUUGUGUAUCAUGUUCAUCAAACACCAAACGUGAUUUUCAUUAUGUUGCAUUUGUCUGAGUAUCAUGAGUCCCUGGGUAGCUUCAGCAUUGCCUUUAACAUCUUUGAAGACAUAUUUGUUUCCCUAAACCAAAACCUGCUUUUUCCUACAGGCACAUGUUUGUGUGGUUUUCACCCGGCAAUAUAGAGAGUAAAGUAGGUUUGGGUGGAUUUGAUAGCUGCAUGUAGGCAAAUAGGGUCAGUAAGAGUUCAUAUGGUGAUAAUAAAUAUUUUAGUCAGCUGGUCAUUUUUACUCACUUAAAAUAUGCCAUAUUUUGGUUCUCUCUCCAGCAGCUGUUAUUGUGCCAAGGACCCUCAGUCUUCACCAGGGAAGACUCACAUGCCCAAGGAAUGGGUGGAAAAGAAACUAAGUUUACAGUAUAUAUAUAUAUAUAUAUAUAUAUAUAUAUAUAUAUAUAUAUGUAAAUGUGUGUUUUUAGGAAUUUUUUUGUUCAUGAAUGCCUUCUUAUUAUUAUUUAUUUAUCUCAAACUUUAAAAACAACAACAACUAGAAACAAAAACACCAAACAAAAUAAUACAUAUGUACACCAAACAACUUUAAGUGUCAAAGAUAAAUUAACACAACAUAUGUUUUUUAAAAAAUAAACAGUUUGAGAAUGAACAAAAUGAAGCAAAAAGCUUAUCUAGUCCUGCCCCUUCCUUGCAAAUUAGAGAUUUAAAAAAAGAGAAGAUCUAUUUGUAUAAAUUACAAAAAUCUGUAUAAAUACAUACAUUUUAUAAACAAGGAUACCUGCUCAACACUCAGUUGGUUACUUAUUAUAAUUACUUGCAUAAUAUAAUAAUAAUCAGUGUUAUAAUAUUCAGAAUUAAUAUUACUUUUAGGCAAUCAAGUAUAUCUAGUAUAAAACCAUAUUUUUGUUAAUUUACUUAUAUAUGAAUCAUUUAAUACUUCUCUAUAGUUUGAUUUAAAUUUCAGUUAUUUUGUUGCAUUUUUUUCCUCCAUUUGGACAUUGCACAGUUAAAACUAAAAGAAAACUACUUUAAUUUGUCAUGUAUUGUCCUAUUUUGAAAUAUUUUGAUGACAAGUACUUUUUCUUGGGUAUAUUAUUCCAGGUAAAAAUCACUAGAGUUAAUACUGUGAUAUCAAAGUUAUUAAUACAUUGUAAAGCUUAUGGGUCAGGGUUAUGGGUAAUAAAACUUAACUGCCUACAGCACCUUCAAAUCGUUUAUAGACUGGACCCAUAGGCGUUAUCUUCGUACAACAUUAGGACCAUGAUGUGUCCACAAGAAAUUUAUUAUAAUGAUCAGCUGUUAGUCCCCAAAUACAUAAAACUACACUGAAAUUGACAGUCUUUCAAUCAUCUCACCACACACUCACAUGUGCAGUCUUUGCAUUUUGGGUGUGUUCAUCUUUAUUUCCGUAUAGAGUGAAGAAAAGUGCGCUUUAAUCUCCUCCCACCUGCCUGCUAAGGUUGCGCGCUCCCGUUGAGUUUUAUAGCAACUGUUGCCCAGUGAGGCAGCGCCAUAGUCACCGUAGUCCUGGCGACUGUAACCCACCAACAACAACCUCUCGCUCCAUCAUUACCACCUCCUCCACCAUCCUCAUCUCAUCAACCAGUCCACGGCUCAGGUUUGGAAACAUUUUUUGGGGUAUAUAUUUUUUGUAGCCGUAAUUCAACUCCUCUCUCUCUUAUCUACAGAGAUGUUAAAGAUGCUGCGGUGAAGGUUUAUGUGCAGCUGAAUGAAGGGCUCGGUGAAUAGCUGGGGUAGUUUGCUAGCGAGGGUGUUUCUUUGUGACGUGGUAGCCUGGAUUGCUAACGUUGCCUGUAGAUACCCACAGCUGUGAGAGGUCCUGCUCGUUUGCGAAAGCUAGCUAAACCCGCACACACACUCGCUCCUGCUCUGAACUGGUCCAAACGUGGUCACUUUGGCAGGAGACGUGUUUAUCCGAGCAACUUAAAAGUCUGGACUUACCAUGCUUGUGUUGUAGCAUCGGUCUCGGCUAGUCCCUGAUGCUAGCUGGUCAGCUGGAGUAGGAGCAGGUGUCUGUUGUUGCUAGGUUGCUAACGCCAGCGCUGUCUUCUCACAAUGCCUGUUGGUAUCCCCCUUUUUAGCUAAUGUUGCGGCGAUAUAGCACGCUAAGGAUUCAGUAUUUUUUAACCGUGUUGAUAAAACAAAAUAAGUUAAGCCACUUGACUAUGAAGAGUGGAUAGUGCUCGGUUUUCACACACUAACUGCUAUUGACAAUGGCUGAGCUAUUACUUUCCCUUUUGUCUUAGGGAGUAAGAUAGCUUCGUUAGCCCUCCAUCUGCCCCCUUUGUGGCUUCAGCUGGCUUUGAUAAGCUAUCUGAUGAGACUAGGCGAAGUUUUUUUAGAAGAUAAAACACCUGCCCUUUUUCCGGUUUGUUUUUUUCUGUGUGUGUGUUACCACCAUUUUUAAGAUCAGGCAUCGUUUGCUUUUCUGCCUUGCAAAUUCUGCAUCUUGGCUGACAAACCUUAAGAUUUAUCUACCCUCCCUUGGAUACAGUGAAACCCUGUACAUCAGUGUUUUUCAACUGGUGGGUCCCGACCCAAAAGUGGGUCAGGGACGUGUUCUGAAUGGGUCAAAAAAGUAAAUAUUUAAUGCGACAUUUAUUAGAGAUUCGAUAUUUUUUGCACACGUAACUUCAGUAGUUGUCGUCCUCAUGUUGUCCCCUUCGUGUGCUUUGAAAUGCACUUUACUCAAUAAAACUAUUGGAUUUGUGUUAAAGAUUAGAGUCUUUAAAGGGUUUUUUUGGUAAAAAUUAAAUUAGCUUGGGUUACUACUUAAGGUCCAUGGGAAAAUGUGGGUCCCAGAGUGAGACCAGUUGAAAACCACUGCUGUACACGUUGAGCAGCAUUUGAGAUAUAUUCGUGUUCGUCGCAUGUGUUCCUGUAGUCCCAUGUUUGCAAAAGAGGAAGAAAAGGAGAGCAAAGUGGUCCAGCAUGUCUCUGAACUGGGAUAGGAUGCUUCAUAAGAAGUUAACCAAACAAUUCAUCUCUGAUACUGUGUUAUGCUCAAAAUCAGACAUGACAUAUUCCCUUUUCUAGCUACCAAAUGGUGACAUUGCACUUUAUCACGCUUUAAUCCUACAGUCGUUUGUAUUAGGAGAAACCUGCUUUCUUAAUAUUGCAUCAUAAUUAUUCUUAGUUCCACUGGGUUCUGUGCAGCUGUGACCCUUGAUUUAUUGUUCAGGGAGCAAACAGGUGUGUAUAUGUGUGUGUGCGCGUGUGUGUGUGUAGGAAGAGGUGAGUGGAGGACAGGUGCACCUCCUAGUUGUUGUGAGACUCCUCAUUGCCUUGGCCUAUCAUGGAGACAGAAAUAGAAGUUUUCUAUUUUCAUCAUAUUUUUUUUUCCAUUUCAAUAGCAUGUACUUUUAACAAAAAAGUAACUUUGGAUAUCACUGUAACAGAGAGGACGGCUCAAGAUUAUACUCGAGGGGAGGUGUACAGUUGUGCAAAUUUAUUGAUUUAGUCGCAUACGUUCCCAAAAAGCCAUACACAGACUUCUCUGCAAACACAAAACAGGAUGUUGAGAACUGCUAGUUAUCAGGUCAUGUUACCACUUACCUGUAGUCCAGCAGAGCAGAAAUAGUACCAUGCCACCUGCUGCCUGGAUCCUGUUACAUUUCCAAUCACUUAAAGAGGAGCUGAUUAAUUCAAUUAUUCAGUCAUCCAUUAUCAUGGCUUAGCAGAAUGCAGCAUGUUUGGUUGAAAUAAUGCAUAUCGUUGAUGAAAGAGGAGACUCCAAAUGUCCUUGUUUUUUCCUUCUGAAUCCCACUUCUGCAAACAGACACAGGGUGCAUUCAGAGUGGCUUCCAAACAAAUGAUGUGAUGUUUCAGGAAUAUUCAGCCUUUUUUAUAUAUAUACUCAGUGAACAAUAUGCGUAUUGAUGCUGAUGCAAUAAACAUAUGUUUGCAAUGUUGAUGCAGUGUUUUUGACAUCAAACAAAGAACAAGUCUCCUCCUGUUUUCCUUAACAUCUCAAAAUCUAGCUCCUAAGCAAACACUGCUCUUUGCAUACCUUCCCCCACUUCAGCCCCCGAUAACACCUCCUUCCACCUGUUUCACUUCUAUAGUAGCUCAUUAUUGUGCCUCUGUCUUGCCGGGGUUUACAUGCAUUUUAUGUGUGUAUACUUUUUUAACCUGGUGUAUCAGAUUCUACUGUAAUCAUGUCUGAUCAUCAGAAAAGCAAAUCCCGCCUGUGUUUAUUUUGUGGCUGCUGCAUAGAUCUAUGAAUCCCUCAACUAUUUGUUACCCUAAAUGUCAGCAAGAGGAAUCGAGGGGAGCAAAACGCAGGGGCAAAAUGUUGCCCUCCUUGGUGGCUUUUGUUCCUCUGUGUCUUUGUAGGGGCUUGCACUCGCUCAGUGGAGCACAGUAUUUAAGUGGGCCACAAGGGAGUGCCUGAAUGGUGAGGCAGGAGGUGUGUUAGUGUGUGCGUGUGUGUGUGUGUGUGUGUGUGUGAGUUUGUGAAGGGGGUUGGGGUGAGGCAACAAGAGUGUGUUGUGAUGCAGGGUGUGUGUUUUUUUUUCCUCCCUCGAUUAGGUGGGCUCUGUUGGGGCCACGCACUUCAGCUUUCAAACUGCCCAGUGGAAUAUAAGUCCAAAAUCUCCUCUCCUCAGGGGUCUUUUUCUAGCAGUGAGAUCGAGCAAGCUGGAGGCCACGGUUUGACAACGUGCUUUGACUUUUUUAGUAAUUUGCUAACCUGCAUCCGAAGGUUUUCCACACCUCAUAGCAUCUUUAAUCUACGUGCGCUCGGGGUUCUUGAUUUGUUUUGUUGUGAAUUUUUUAUCUUGAUGUUUGUACAGAACAUAUAUAGUUGAAGUGGAUUGCAGUUUAUUUUUUCCACGAGUCUGUCAAGCAAUACCCCGUCGACACGUCUGACAACAAGAGAACCUGCACAUAUGCUCCUCCCUGAAGUGUUGGAAAUCGUCAUGCUGAAGCAGAGGUCUUUGUGUCAAUGAAUCUCAGUGGCCCCUGCAAAGAAAAUGUAUAUCACUGUUUCCUUAACUUGCUGCACACCAGGAACAACUUACUCAACUUUUCUGCAGCAAGUCUGAAAAUGAUCUCCCUUAAAACGAAUCCAGUGGUAGCCGUCAUCCCAAGAAACAGCCCAGUGUGAUAUUGAAGAUAAAGGAAAGGGGCAGGCCUUCCCUGGAGAGAUUUGAAGCUGUUAGGAGACCCAGCUUAAUUAACCAAGAGAGGCUUGUUCAUGGAAACUGUGAUGGGGAGGGGGUUGGCCUUCCCUGGGAAGUAUGGGUGAUGCCGUACUAUUAUUAACUGACUAACACAGGCUCAAUAGAAAUGUCUCAUAUCCUAGACUUUAAAACUGCCUAUUUUGGCUUUGAUUUGUCAGCAGGUACCGUUUAUGUCUACCUCUUGUGUUAUGUUGCCUGUAUCUUUUACCCUGUUCUGAGCCUUAAAUCACAGGUAACAUUAAACCUGUGAAAACAGGGACUGGUAGAGCCGCCAGGAGCAGCAUCUAUUUGGAGUUAGUUAAAUAUUAACUUGUUUUAUGGCUGUGAACAUGGUGACAAGACCAUGUGUCGCUGAUGCAUGAGACUCUCGGUACAUUGAGUACCACGAGACAGAGACUGGUGCUCGGGUAGAGUUUCUCUUUAGCAGCUUUGAUAGCUUUGAUUUUUUGGGUAAAACAGAAAAGAGUCAGAUUGAAACUUAAUGUCCUUUAUAGUGUGUAGAAUAAUAUCUCAUUUAGGCCUAUUUUAUGUUCCUAGUUAACCAAAUCAGGCGGAGAGUUAUUCGAUUUGUUUCCCUCUAUGCAAAUCUUGACUCAUGUAAUAUGAUAGAUUUGUUAUCAAAGGGAGUUUGUUCUGGAAAACUGUCUGGCAAAGGUUAACACGACAGUUUCUGAAAGUUACUGUCACAGAUUCUUUUUACAAAGUUGUACCAUUUUUAGCUGGGCAUCGUUUUCUGAAUAAUCUUGUUAUGUCAGACCAGAAGUUUUAGCUUCUUUUUCUACGGUUGUUUUUUUAAUCCAUCAGUAAGAUUCUUUUCACUGGUCUCUUUAGGCGCCAUGCAGACCCCUGAAGCAGGCGCUGACUCCACCUCCACUGUCCCUCUUCAGACCACUGUGCCUGUCCAGCCUACCGGCUCCACCCAGCAGGUGCCUGUUCAGCAACAGGUACAUCCCGCCUGUCCGUGUGUCCUGUACACGCUACAUACAUGUGUUUGUCUGCAUUUAUCAUUGCAAUAUGUGAUUGUUAUUGAUGAAAUAAUUGAUUUGCAACUCUUGCAAUUUGCCCGGACAGGCCCAGACUGUUCAACAGGUUCAGCAUGUUUACCCAGCACAGGUGCAGUAUGUGGAGGAAAACAGCGGCGUCUACACCAACGGCAACAUGUGAGUCAGUCAGUCUGUCACCCAGCUCUGCUCUUGCACCACUUCACAAAUAUUAGCGCUGCGUCCCUGCAGCCUGCUUGUCUCCUCUUGAGUCUCUUCACACCAUCAUUCAUGUCACAAGCACAUGAUGCCGGUGAGAGCGUGUCCAGUUUUUUUGGGUGCUGUUUUCUCUUCCAAGUGUGUUUCAUUGUGCUCAGUCACAUAAACAUGCCCAAAAGUGGGCUCGUCUCAAGUGCUGAUGCUGUGUGCCAGGCUCCCCCUGGGUCUGAGGAAUGGGGUUACAUACCUCCUAAGAAGCCUAAACUGUUCUUUUUUUGUUUUGCUUUUCUCUAUCUCUGUCUCUCUGAUAACACUCGUACACACGUGUACACGCAGGGACACAGACUGUAGCUGCAGUCAUAAAAGAGUCAUGUACACUGUUAGAAAAAAAGAGUCUUUUAUUUACACAAAAGCAGGACUUAAAAGCUUUACAAUGGACUCAGUACAGUAUGUGAAAAAUAUACAGAACAUAAAGAGAAGCUCAAACCACACAAGAAAACUCGUUUAUUAAUAUAUCAACAUUUGAUGCUUGAAGUGUACCUACAUAGACAAUAGUAGACACAUGUGGUGCAUGAUUGUUUGUUACCAUUUAAGAUUAAUAGAUUAUUCCAUUAUUAAGGUACAGAAUAAGUUAAUUUAAAAGUUGCUAAGAUUGUUAAUUUAAGCCCUUAAUCAACCGUGAUUAAGCCUGUAAAUCAGUUAUUAAAAAGAUCAUUAACAUGAAACAUACAGAGCUAUGUAUCAACUAAUCAAAGUUAACAAUGUUAUCGUUACGUAAAAGAUAUUGAUGUUAUGUAGCUCCAAAUCAAACAGGUCUCUCAUCAUCAAAAGUUGUCUUAAAGAAAAUAGUAGAACUGUCUUCCAUUUGUCUGCUUUCACAUCAAAUGAUGUAAAAUGCAGUCUUCCCUUCAGUAAAAAAAACUACUCAUGUUAUCCAAAGAGAAUCAGUGAAACAUAAAUGGUCCUCAGCGUCUCUAAAGGCUGAAAUUUGUUUCUCCGUCUAUUUGGUUAACCGCUAACCUCUCUUCCAACAGAAGAACCUACUCUUACUCAGAGCCGCAGCUGUAUAGCCAGAACAGCGGAGGGAGCUACUUCGACACGCAGGGCAGCUCGGCGCAAGUGUCGACUGUGGUGACAUCUCAUGGAAUGACCAACAACGGAGGAGGGGGCAGCGGGGGGAUGAACAUGAACCUGGCAGGGGGUCAGGUAAUCAGCAGCAGUCCUGGCGCGUACAUCAUGGACAAUGCUGGAGCUCAUCCUGCCACUCAGACUGCACGAGCUUCCCCGGCGACUGUAAGUGCACCAACCUUUGACCUUUCACCCGACUCUUCCUCUCACACUAGCUGCUGUACUUCUGUCAUGGUUAACCCUCAAUACGUGCCAAAUCCUGAUUGUGUCACAUUAUAAAAAUGCAGGCUUAGUCCUCACCUCCAUGACGGUGUGUGUGUGUCAUGUUUUAUUUCUCUGUGGUGAUAAUCCUUCGCUAAUAUAUGCCGUACACUAUGUAGGCAGGGCCUGAGCCUGUGUAGUGAUCCAACUACUGCCAGCAUUGUUCUCUUUCUAGCCAUUAAUAUUUAAUGUUCAGCUAAUACAGGCCUUUGUUUCCAUCCCUGGCUUUAACUGUCUGUAAUUCUCACUUGUUUGUGUCAAAGCAAAAGCCAGGGAAUGUGCCUCCUCAGAAGCAGUAGUGGGAGAGCCUGAAACAUCCAGUAAUUCCAAGACAAAAGGAAAACGCUUUUCACUGUCGAUAGAAUCAGUGUGCCGAAAUGUGCAGUUAAUCCUUAUCUAGCCGGAGCGACGUACUCGAGAAGAUAAACCGGUCCAAGAAAUGUGCAGUUUGAACUAUUGAGGGAUGAAUAUGAAACAUUUGAUGCUUUUUUGGUAGGAAUUAACCAGGCGAAAACAUUCAGGUGUAAACAUGACAUUACAUGAACAAAAAAAACAGCUUUGUCUGCCAAAAUCAAUUAUCUCAGCUUAGCGUAUAAACCAGUUUUUCAUUCUUUCCUGAGGUCGAGUUGCAGGUGUAACAAAAACAUCUUUGCACAUCGCUCUGGUGUUUUGCAGUGGAGUCUGGUAGUUGUCAGUGAAUCUAUGCUGGGUUAUUGUGAAGAGUUGUGUGUGUCUUCCAGCUAUCCAUACCUGAUUCAUUCAGUUGAGUCCUUCUUUUUCUGCCAGGCAGGAGUUUUCUUACGAAAGGCGGUCUUGCUCUGCUUGGGUUUAGUGGUGCUUGCUUAAAGACCCUCUCUAGAUUCUCUUUUAUUUCCUGCUCGUAGCCACCAAUGUGUUUUCAGAAACUCUUUCAUUUUUUCCUGCUUUUGUUUUAAUUUCCCCCCCUCUUACAUUUUGUUGUCCUGUGCUUGAUGGUUUAUCAGAUUGAAAUGGCGAUUGAGACGCUCCAAAAAUCUGAAGGUUUAUCCAGUCAGAGAAGCUCGCUGCUCAACAGCCAUGUAAGUUGCUUUUUUCACGAAUGCUUGCCCUCGCUUUAACUCGACUUAUGCAACACUCAGUCUUCUGUUUCAGCUCUGCCUCUCUCAACCUUGUCUUAAUUUGAGUUUUUGAUAAUGCCUGCUGUUUUUGUUUUCCUCUAUUUGAAGUAGUGCUUCAUAGAAAUGCUUCUGCAGAGGUGUGACGCUGCAGCAUCAAGAUUAGACUGUCAGCCUGGGGUCUUGCUCAGAUAGUUUACAUGGACCAGAGUAAAUCCCCUGAGUAAAAUCCAACAUGUUUUCUCUUGUAGCUCCAGUGGCUGUUGGACAACUAUGAGACAGCAGAGGGCGUAAGUCUACCACGAUCCACCCUCUACAAUCAUUAUCUGCGACACUGCCAGGAGCAGAAACUGGACCCUGUAAAUGCAGCCUCUUUUGGCAAACUCAUCCGCUCCAUCUUCAUGGGACUCCGUACAAGACGCCUCGGGACAAGGUUGCUUUUAUUUUCCAGAGUUUCUGUCUCUCAAACUAGGAAAAGCUGUAAUUUCUCAAGUCUCACUUAUAGCUUGAAUCUUAUCUACUUGUGUAUGUUCACGCAUGCUUUUGUCUCGCAGAGGGAACUCCAAAUAUCAUUACUAUGGUAUACGAGUGAAACCAGACUCCCCACUCAACAGACUUCAAGAAGACAUGCAGUACAUGGCCCUCAGACAGCAGCCUGUUCAGCAGAAACAGAGGUGCGUAUGCAUCCAAGAAGCGCAAGACUCGCUGUUAACACAAGUUGAUACUGAAGAGAGCUCUGCCUUUACAGGUUUAAGCCGGUGCAGAAGUUUGACAGCUGCUCUGGGGAGAAUUACUCAAGUGGAGGUCAGCCCCAUCCUGGUGCAGCAGAGCAGACAGUGAUCGCACAGAGCCAACACCACCAGCAGUUCUUAGGUCAGAAGCUGGAGUGUCAGUCAAACCAAAGCAGGAAUAUUAUGUUUUUGUUAAGAUUCUCAUGCUUUGACUUAAGAUAAGAUAUUCCUGUAAUAGUCCCUCAGGGGGAAAUUCCAAAUUACAACAGCAUGGAAAGCGAAAUUGAAGGAUAAAGAAACUCAAGAGUUAAAAAAAAAGAUAUAUACAUUAGUCUUAAUUAGUCUUAAAUUUUCUCUUCACCAAACAGAUGCAUCACGGGCACUCCCGGACUUUGUGGAGCUGGACCUGGGACAGAGCAAUACAGAGAACAUCAGCUCAGAGGACGUGAAAGCUCUCCAGUCCCUUUACAGAGAGCACUGUGAGGUGAGAUCAAAGUGCAUACAGUGAAACGUGCAGGGUGCAGAGGGUGUUGGGCUGCUCCUCAGAGUUCAAGGAAAGGAAAGGGAUCCUCCUCCAUAAUGAAGCAUUUAUUGAUACAGCCUCAUCAAUAUGUCUUUGCGGGCAUUGUGACUUUGCAUUCACCUAUUGAUCAGCAAGAACCAGAAUUUCCACCCCCUGAAAAUCUCUAUUUCUUAUUUCGAUUCUCAUUCUCUCCAAAAAAAAUCAAUCCAUGCAUAUGAUUCAGUCUCGCCGCUUUUAUUGGAACAACUCACUAGUUUAAUCUCAUUUAAGCUGUCUUUAAUGAGAAAAGGCUGGUAAGACUAAUAAUCCUGAGCUGAAGUUUAGUGGGUUUAUCAAAGGACGCAUAUUCAAAGUUUAGCGGGAAUCCGAGCAAGGAAACUUUGGGAAAUGUCAUGGGUGCAUAUUGUGACAGAGAUUUGUAAAUGCCAGCUGCUGGCAUUUUGGAACAGAUUUUUUCUCUUCAUCUUGUGAAGUGUUCAAUCACAGCUCCCCUAAUGUCUGACAAAGCAGAGAUCGGGUCACCCACGGGCAUUGACCCGUUACUUAUGGCCUUCUUCUAAUAAUUAAAGUCUCAGAAAAAAGAUAAACUUCCUCCCAUGCCACAUAUUGACAGCCAACUCAAUUAUCUACAGAGCUAACUGUUAACAUUGUUUAGGCGGAAUAUUUCUUCUUCUGGGGUUUUCUUAACACUGCUUUCGUUCCAGGCUAUCCUGGAUGUUGUCGUCAACCUCCAGUUCAGUCUAAUUGAGAAGCUAUGGCAGACAUUCUGGCGUUAUUCCCCACCUGACUCUGUAGAGGGUGCCACUGUAACAGAAAACAGGUGAGGUCAAAGAGCAGACGAUUAGUAACCAGGAUCAGUUUUGACCUUUACAAACAUGUGUUUAAUUACAUUUCUGAUGGCGAGGAAAAAGCAGCUUUCUCUGUCUUGUUCAUUUUCAGCAGUGUAAGCGAGAUUGAAGCCCGCCUCCCUCGCGCUCAGCUCCUAGUACUGUGCAGAAACGAGGCCGUGCUCAAAUGGAUGAGCACCUGCGACCAUCUGAUGUACCAGGCCCUUGUGGAGAUUCUCAUUCCUGAUGUCCUGAGACCCAUUCCCAGUGAGAACCGGGCCACUUACACCACUGCUGUCUACUUGUUAACAUGUCACUCCUGGUAAUCUCACAAUAACCAACUCGUUUUUAAAAGAUUUUAUGUCUUUCUGCAGGUGCCUUGACUCAAGCCAUUCGCAACUUUGCCAAAAGCCUGGAAGGUUGGCUGAAUAUUGCCAUGAAUGCCAUUCCACAGAGAAUGAUCCAGACCAAGGUAAAAAGGCAGAAUUCGUGCAAUUUUUUUUACGAUUUGUCUCCAAAAUCAAUUAUUUUUCAUCUUAUAAGGUAACAAUUCCAACGCUUUUAUUUUGAAAGGCACGUAAAUCUAAAGUAGUUGAUGGCUGGACUUUUAUUUGCUCUCUUACCACAGAUUGCCGCUGUUAGUGCCUUUGCGCAAACACUGCGCAGAUACACAUCUCUGAACCACCUGGCUCAGGCGGCACGUGCUGUGUUGCAAAACACAUCACAGAUCAACCAGAUGCUGAGCGAUCUUAACCGUGUUGAUUUUGCCAAUGUUCAGGUAAGAACAGCUCAUGUGUGAAGCAGUGAUGAUUUUGUUACUUAAAGGGAUAUUCCGGCGUAAAAUUGAGUUGGGGUCAAACACACCGUAACACCGAGUUAGACACCCCCUCAAGAGAUGAAUGUUGCCGACCGCUUGUUUCUCUAGUUAUACCAACUUUAGUAACGACCUCGAGAUAGCAAUGCACAGCGGUCUGAGGAGCCAUAAACAAACCUCAACCAAACACCCCUCUAUAGCCACAAAUAAUGCUCAGAACAGCACCUAACUUCAUCAACAGUACAUAUAGGGUCCCAGCCACAGCACUAUCCACCUAACAUACUUUUAGCUUUGCCUAAUUUCUUUAGCAGAGACUACACACAACUCACCUGCUCUCUUCCAGCAGCCGCUUGUUUGUAGCAAGACCUCGGGCCAGUCCAUUACAGACUGCUGUGGGGUGACGCAGCUCAAGGAAGAACAUUUAAGAUCAUUACUUUAUCAUUUUCUUGAAGUAAUAAUCACCAUAUUAAUCAUUUUGCGCUGCAGACGCAGUAGUUCUUCUGCCUCAGCAUCUCAGUCUGAUUGCAUUUCCAUGAAGAAAUGAUCAUAAAUGUUCUUCCUUGAGCUGCGUCACCCCGCAGCAGUCUGUAAUGGACUGGCCCGAGGUCUCGCUACAAACAAGCAGCUGCUGGAAGAGAGUAGGUGAGUUGUGUUUAGUCUCUCUGCUAAAGAAAUUAGGCAAAGUUAAAAAGAUGUUUGGUGGCUAGUGCUGUGGCUGGGACCCUAUAUGAACUGUUGAUGAAGUUAGGUGCUGAUCUGAGCAUUAUUUGUGGCUAUAGAGUGGCGUUUUGGUUGAGGUUUGUUUGUGGCUCCUCAGACCGCUGUGUAUUGCUAUCUCGAGGUCGUUACUAAAGUUGGUAUAACUAGAGAAGCAAGCGGUCGGCAACAUUCAUCUCUCGAGGGGGUGUCUAACUUGGUGUUUUGGUGUGUUUGACCCUAAAUUAAUGUUAUGCCAGAAUAUCCCUUUAAAUAACACUUCUCCUACCUCUCUUUUAAAACUAUAUUCUUGUUUUUGUACCUUGACUGUCCAAACAUUACCUUUGUCCUCCAUCUUUGUCGCUGUACAGGAGCAGGCAUCAUGGGUAUGCCAGUGUGAGGAGGGUGUGGUUCAGCACUUGGAGCAGGACUUCAAGGCUACAUUGCAGCAGCAGAGUUCUCUAGAGCAGUGGGCAGCCUGGCUAGACAAUGUGGUCACUCAGGUGCUCAAGCCUUACGAGAACCGGCCCAGCUUCCCCCGGGCGGCUCGACAGUUUCUGCUCAAGUGGUCCUUCUACAGGUCUGAAUUCUAACAACCAUGCCAUGUGAUGUGUCUUUGAAUAUGUCGUGUUGUUUUUGAGUGGGUAAAAAAAUCAUUAUUUUCAUUUGUCUGUGCAGUUCUAUGGUGAUCAGGGACCUGACCCUGCGCAGUGCUGCCAGCUUCGGGUCCUUCCACCUGAUUCGCCUGCUGUAUGACGAGUACAUGUUCUACCUGGUGGAGCAUCGGGUUGCCCAGGCGACUGGAGAGACACCCAUUGGAGUCAUGGGGGAGGUAUGACUUUCACAUCAGAUCUUUGUAGUGUUGAUAUGAUUUUUCUAAUGCUUUAAAUGGUUAUUUAUAUUUUCAUGUGAAGUUAUUGCUAUUGUGAAUACUCUAUAUACCACAUGUACAGUAAGAGAUGUUUAACAUGGGUAUACUGCAGUUAUUUCUUCUGAUUGACAAAAGAAUUCAAGCUGUUUGAAUCACAAAAAUCGUGUCUAAUGAGAUUGCUUCUCUGUUUCAGUUUGACAGCCUCAACACCCUGUCUCUCACCAACAUUGAUAAAGGUAUGUGGAGAAGUCAAAUUGUACCUAGAGAAGAGAUAACAAGGGUUGACUUGUGAGGUUCUAAAGGGAAUUUGCUGUUCCAGUUCAGAGGGCAUUGUUAAUUUCAAUUAGAAUUCAACGACUUUGACACUGAGCUUCAUAGUCAAUCUUAGAUGAUUACAUCCUUCCUAACAUCAAUCAAAAAAACUGACCUGAAAUGAGAAAUCUGGUCAGGGUGAUUUCACAUCUCCUCAGCGAGAUAAAACCUCCCUACUCUUCCUCGCUGAGAUUGUUCUUGAAUCGGUCCUAGAUUAGGAGUCCUUGCUAAAAGAGUGAAGUAAAAAGCUCUCGAAGAGGAUCCUCAGAAUGUGAAUACAGCAGUUUUUUUUCUCCUUAGCGCAGAUGAGAAGCUUCUAUUUCCUCUGGUUUUGAAGUGGCUUGAUAUGAUAAAUGUGACCGCUGUAUCUCCCAUCCUGAACAUGUCUGUGUGGGGUGGCUCUUGAUACACUGUCACCAGCCGUGGUCAACUUCUUGUGGGGCUCUUCCAAAGUCUUUGCUGGCCUUAUCUUGACUAUCCUUUCAAGGCUGAGGUUAUCCUUGUUGCGCAUUCACCUUUCCCUCUGAAGUUCCCCUUAUAGUCAACUUUAAAAAGCCAUGGCUCGAUAUAGAACACUGUAACAGACCUUCAGUGGCUAACCCUCCUUGUGAAGGGUGUCUGUCAUCAUCUUCCGGACAGCUGUCAAGUCAGCAGUUUUCACUGUGGGCGUUAGUAUUUAGAGAAAAGCUGAAGGCGUUGACCCAAGUUGAAAAUUCCAUUAAGCAAUUUGAUUCUUGUAAUAAGUCUAUAAAUUAAAUAUUCAAAUUUAAGUCAAUAAAGAGUCAGAAAGUAUUGAACUUUUAAAAAAUAUUCUCAUUCAUUGAGAUGCACCUUUAAAUAGCCACUUAGAUCAGCGAGUGGGGGUAGAAUAAUGCAACACAUCAAAAACAAAAGUAAAAUUGAUUGUAGAGAAAAAGGUUUUAGUGUUCAAAAGCUUUAGUCCAGUUCUGUAUAAUUACUGUGUGAAAUUCAUGGUGAAAUAAACCCAGGGUGGUCUUUUCUCCUGUCUAGAUGAAACGAGUGGGAUGGACAGUGACUUGGAAGAAGACACAGAGGAGUCAGGGGAGCCUCUCGCCAAACGAGAGAAGUCAGAGCACGAGGUCAUCCAGGUGAUCCAGGUCGGGGCUUUAGAGGAUGGGUCCCACCCUGUGGUCGGGGUGGUCCAGCCGAGUGUCCUCCACUCGCUGCCACAGCCCCCCCAGGACCACAGCGAGCACAUCCUCACCCCUUCUGCCGGUACCCCCACCAUCCGCCACUGCAGCGCCACAGGAAACACCUAUGCCUCGGUUUGAGGGUCCGAGGCUAACACGGGCUCUGACCUGUUUAUGCUAUCUCUCUCUCUCUCUCCACAUAUCUCUAUCUUUGAGUCUGGGGGUUUCUGUCUUUAUCAUGCAUUGUGUCUGUCUGGUCUUCUGUGGACACGCUCUAACUCUCUAUGCUCAGUCGGUGGGGGAGUGCAGAAAUGAUGACACUCUGACAGUUCAGAUUCUGGAUGUGUCGUCAUCCCUUUAGUCUGUGCUCUUCUACAAUACAGCAGGUGUAGGAGAAAGACUGAUUUUAACCCGGUAAAUGUUUCCCAUUCAGGCCUGACAUAAUGCCUCUGUCUGUCUGCAAAGACAGAUUUUAUUUUGAAGGGUAAACUCCUUUAAACUACUGAUGUCUCAGAGCUCAAAUCCAUGUCACUAGUCCCAGCAGGGCAAAGUCAUCGAGACUUUUGCUGAUUGUAAAUAGUUUUGCUUUAUUUUCGAGUGGUAUUUCUUAAAACUCAUGGUGCUAUCAUUGUGCUUGUUCUGAUUUCUACUUUUUUUUUUUUUCCAACUCUUGAUUUGGCUAAACAGAAUAUUUUGGGUAUUGUAUGUAGCUAAAAGAAACAAAGGGAUAACUUUCUAUGUAUGUUAACGGAUCCUGGGGAAGUGUCGUAUUUUCUGUUUAAAAGAUCCGAUAGUGACACACUCUUAGAUUUUAGCCACAGAAAAAAAGCAACCCUUAAAUGUCUGUGCUGCUACUUGUGUGUAAAUAGAGAUGAGAUUGUUAAGACCGGCUGUACAAAAACCACUUUCUGGAUGCUAGCUUUUCUGAGCACUUUGUGCAUAGUGCUUGCCUUUUGUUUAUUAUGCUCUGUAGUGCAGUUUACAUGACCAGCUGUCACCUUUAAAACAACUUAGUAGAUGUGUUUUCCAUGUUUUUGCAGUUUCUGUCUCGAUGAAGUUUCAUACAUUCAAGAAGGACCAAAAAAAAAAAGAAAAAAAAAAACACCUAGAGGAAGCUGAGUGUAAGCCAUUUGGGCCGACCUCGAGCUCUUUCCUGUCCCACAGUGCCAUGUCGCAGAGCAGAAGGAAUGUCAGGGAUUUAAUGUACCUCGGCUUUAUCAUAGUGCCUUAUCCUUAAAAUGCAGCUGUCCUUGUAGUCCUGACUGUGUGCUGCAGAGAGCCCACAGCCCCCUCUGCAACGUCCCAGCCACACAUUUUGGCUGUCUGGUGACUCGUGGCUGGAUUUGGGCGGGCUCAUCAGUGUCGAGACCAAGGGAUGCAGGCACAGACUCACCUGUUGUUGUUUUCUCUGGAUCAGCUCUACUAAGCUUGUUACAUAUGUGAAUCAUGGUCUUUUAGCCUUGCUCCUGCCCUAACUCUUCUCUCCUGAGGCCUAUUCUCGCAUUAGCCUUUGUGUAUGUAUGUGUGUUUGAGUGCGUGUGCGUGUGUCUGCACUGUCUCUUUUUAAUGUACAUGUGUAUAUAUAAGCCUGCGUGUUCGCUUGUGUGUCGGCGUGCUUGUGUUGGAACACAUCAUCAGUCACCCUACCUCAAACCAGUGGUGCCAGCCCUUUUUGACGCGUGCAGCACAGUCACCAAACCUUAUUGCACACACACACACACCAUUGUACUGCACAAAUCUCAACACAACAGAGAAAAACCCGCAUCGCUUUUCUCUCACCUCUGAAACGUUUUCACUUCAGCUUUUAGCCCAUCAAAUGUUUUCAUCCUUUUUGUUCCCUGUUUGAAGAUCAUCUCUGUACAGCGGACCAAAAGUAGAUAUUUUGUGAUAAUCAAAGCGAUAUAUAUAUCUAUAUAUCUAUAAAUAUAUAUGUAUAGUAUAUAUAAUGACGAUACACUACAUAUAUUUGUUGCUUUUUAUGUGGUUGAUCUGAUGGUUUCUGUUUUUCGGUAGCUCCUCGUUAAGUAGUUCAUUUUUAGACUGUGAAAUGGGAAAGGCAUGGGGGACUAACUUCUGAUCUGUUUGACUCCAUCUAUACUUGAACUGUUCUAGCCUUCUACAUCAUGGAGAAAACUGAGAUUAAUCCUCCAAACAGGAAAAAAAAAUAAUUAUUCCGUUCUUUAUUUCAGCUUGUUGAAAUGAUCCGACAGCUUCUGCGAGGAAAUGUUUAUUUAUUGAUAUUUAUUGUGUUUUGGUUUAAGGUGUCCACCCGUUUGAAGAUUAUUAUGGGUACCGAUAAUGAAUUGUGAAUUAUACCACUGCAAAGUGCAAAACUACUGAACAGUAGGACUGGAUGUUUUUUUUUUUUUUUUUUUUUUUUUUUUUAUUUAUCUUUUUCAUCAUAAGUCAGCUAGGCUUUUUGAAAAGAAAAAAAAGGUUAAAACUGUAUGCUGUAUUUAAUGGUCUCUAAUUAGUCAGUUAAUCCCUUCAAAUACAACAAAAGAAAAUGGCUCUUUGCUAUUUUUUCCUGACUGUCUGGGCAGAAUAGCAGUGAAGGGAGAGUGCUAUUCUACAACCCUGUUUCCAAAAAAAGUUGGAGCAUGUUGGCAAAAGCAGAUGUUGAUACUGAUAGUUUAAUAAUCAUUUUUACUGGAUUUUAAAAAAGACUGGGGCUGAGUCCCUCAAAAGUAACGACUGGGAGAAGUUUGUGAUGUAGCUCACACAGUAUCAAAAAUUAAGAGCAUCCAAGAAACCCUCUGUCAACAUCACAGCAUGGGCCCAAAUCACUUCCACCUUUCAACUACAAAAAAUGAAGUUUCAACAUCUUAUAUGUUGCCUUUGCACCAUUUACAAUUAAAUGUACCAUUAAAUUCUGCUUUUUUUGAGCCUAACUUUUUUGGAUAUGGGAUUGUAUUUUUGUGUCAUUAAAAUAUUUCCAAGACACUUUGAAUACCCUCAAAAGACCCAGAGACCCUUCCCUCCCUGAUGAAAUGGACGGUACAUAUCCUUUAGUUGAGCCUUACUCUCAUCCUCCAGGCUUGUAAUGUCUAUUUCCAGACCAAGCGCACAAAUCUGGCUGUCUUACUGUUUCUCUGAAGGACAGUUGGGAAAGUCUGCAAGAAAAGGUCAAUGAACUUUGAGUCGCUGUAAGAAGUCCUGAGGCGUUUUGUUUACAAGAGUCUGUGACCACAAUGAACUCCCAUAGUCGACUGCUCCGUCUCUUGGAAUUAAACUUGUAUCGGGUACAGAGAAAGUAAUGAAAGUGAUAAAAACAUAAUAAAUUGUUAAAAAAUGUUAAGUCCAAGAUCAUUCUUUAAACUUUCUCCAGAGCUGCACAUAUAUCUAUAUUCAUGAAGUGAUAUAGAAAUGGAGUCAAACAAUUCUUAAAAGCUCAAUUACCUUACUCACCACUUGCUGCAUUUUUGAGAAUUGAGUUGUCAAAAGUGAUGGUCCUGUUGUGUUUUAAAUUAUGUUUUAAUCUGUAUUGUGUGUACGGGUAAGGAAUGAAGGUUUUGCCUUAUGUUUUUUUUUUUGUUUGUUUGUUUCUCACUGAAUGCUUUUUUUGAUAAAUAUGAAUCUCAGCUCCCUUGUCAUAUGAAGUAACUACAACAUUGUAGGUGUAAACUUGUAUAAUUUUGUGCCUGAAUUGAAAAAUGAAAUGUUUUCUUUAAAUGUGUGCUUUAGGAUCAUAAGUGCUUUCUGGUCUUGCACGCCUCCCAUGUGCUGCUAGAAACUGUUUUGACUUUUCUUUUCUUUCUUCCUCUUCAGUUUUUUCCCCCUUUUCUUUUUUGUUUUAUAUCGGCUUUAUGUGCCAGACAGUGGUUUAGCUUUUCUGCAUCUCAGAGCCUGCCUGGUGAACACUGGACUGAUGUUAAUGCUGCCAACACAGUUGUACUUUAUUCUGUGUUUUUGAAAUCAAGAAGUUGGAUUGUUGUUUUUCUUUUCUUUUUUUUUUCUUUUUAAUUUUUUUUCGUAACAGCUGUUUGCAAAUGAGCCCAUUAACUAGAAAACAUAGAAAGCAGGAGCUACUCCUUUGCUUGAUAUUGGAAAAAUCUUUAAGAUGCCUCUCCACCUGGACGUAAUGGCAGCUUAACUGACCCAUAGCAGACUCCAGUGCCUUGAACUUCGCCCGGCCAGAGCAGACGGCCUGGGUGACUAAUGGGUCUCUGGUGGGCGAAAGAUAGAGGCUAUCAGAGCGUUUGGUUGCACAGGUGCUGCCGCAGGGGAAGCAUUCAGACCUGUUCUCAAAACUGGACUAUUUAUUAUUUACUGGAUGUGACGACACAAACACCUUUUUAGUGGUUUACUCAGUAGAUUACCUGCAAAUGGCUUUUUAGUGUACAGAACUGGUUAAAGAACACAGAGAGUUACUGUAAGUAAAAAAAGCUCUCUUCUGAACUUGUUUUCUCAUGGUCGUGAUUUCUUUUGUAAAAUGAUAUUUUCUGAAUGCUGUGACCUGUUUGAGAUUUGUAUUUGGUUGUUUUCUUUUUGUUUUUUUUUCCAAGUGCCAUUUGACAGUGUAGUGAGUUGUGGCCAGCUGUAGCACGCUCUAAUGCAAGCACAAGCAUUUGGCAGUGGCAUUUGAGGACUUCUGAUUUUUUUUCUUUUUUUUUUUAAUUCACCCUGGACAAAAAUAUGUAUAUAUCAAAAACUAAAAAAAGUCUAUUUAUUUGUGUCCUUAUUAUUUGAUUUGUUCUUUUUGGUGAACAGAUAUAUUUGGCGAAAGUGCUUUUGUGAUUUCUUUCUCCUUCAUUUUUUUCUUUUCUUUUCGGAUAAUGUAUAGUACCUAAUAUAAUAUAUACCCAAACAGAUUUCAUGUGACUUUCCUUUCGUGUGCCAUUCAGUUUUCUCUUCUUAAAUUUGGCAAGCAAACCAAUGCGUGUAGGGUGAUUUGUAUUGUGUAUUUUACAUCAAAAAAUGAGGACAAUUGGGGGACUUUUAUAUUUAUAAAGACAUUAUCAUUUAGUGUGUCGUAUUGAUAAUUAUAGAAACUAUUAAAGACACAUGUAGUUUGGUUUUCUGAAUAUUUCAGAUCUCAGCUCAGGCUAGCUUCUUAGUGUUGUUUUCUUAAAAUUUGUGACUUGUCUUUGCAGUAAAUAAACGUUUUCUUGUUGAAAGUCUUGUUUUUUUUUU